Messenger RNA from Malaclemys terrapin pileata, 2976 nucleotides. RefSeq names its product neuropeptide FF receptor 2 (gene NPFFR2). Gene Ontology annotation, cellular component: membrane. NCBI's taxonomy places the organism in Eukaryota, Metazoa, Chordata, Testudines, Emydidae. Gene Ontology annotation, molecular function: neuropeptide receptor activity; peptide binding; opioid receptor binding. The record is from RefSeq and is a predicted model, not a curated record. Bases 533 to 1804 code for a protein of 423 amino acids. The transcript is spliced from 8 exons. Gene Ontology annotation, biological process: regulation of adenylate cyclase activity; regulation of MAPK cascade; G protein-coupled receptor signaling pathway.
ACGGGGAAGGGCCGCCCGCCCCCCAGGUCCGCCCCUCUCCAAUGCUGUUCAAAUGCCAGCCCCGGCAGCGGGGCAGGGCUGGGGCCCCCUCGGCUAGCGGGCAGAGCGCCCGGCUCGCCGCGCAGCUCCCGGGCCAUGGAGCACGUGGGGCCGGGCCAGGAGGGGAACGCCGCGGAGCCCCUGCGCUGACUAGCAAGCUAUCAGCCCCCUUGUCACCUUCCAUAGAGGAUAAGGCCAGCACUUCUAGGGAAAUCCCGGUGUGGGACUGGAAGAACUGUCCACCAUCCAGAGCCCUUGUUGGAAUCAGGGGCUGAUCUCUGGUAAACCUGUUACCAUGCCUGCUUUUCUGAACAAGGUUGAUUUGCUGUGGAACUUGAAGCCUGCUUUUCAGAGGUGGUAGGAAAGAAGAAACAACAAAUAUAAAGUCUCCGUGUGCGAAAGAGAACAGUGAUUCACUAAUACUCUGCACCUGAAGUGAAAUACAAACGAUCAACGGUCUCACAUCUGCCAUUGCAAGCAGGUACAAUUCAAUAUGAAUGAGAGAGUGGAUUCCAAUUCUUCACUCAGUUGGCCUCACAUGCAGAGUUUCAAUGGCACAUACAAGUAUCCAUACCCAGACCACAACAUUUCCUAUGUGGACUUCUACCUUCAUCAGCCACUAGUGGCAGCCAUCUUCAUCGUCUCCUACCUCCUCAUCUUCCUCCUGUGUAUGCUUGGCAAUGGAGUGGUUUGCUUCAUUGUUCUGAGGAGCAAGCACAUGCGCACAGUCACAAACCUCUUCAUCUUGAAUUUGGCUGUCAGUGACUUACUGGUGGGGAUAUUCUGCAUGCCUACCACUCUCCUGGAUAACAUCAUAGCAGGAUGGCCCUUUGGGAGCAUGGUCUGCAAAAUGAGUGGGAUGGUCCAGGGAAUCUCCGUCUCAGCCUCUGUUUUCACUUUGGUUGCAAUUGCAGUUGACAGGUUCCGAUGCAUUGUUUACCCAUUUAAGCAGAAGCUCACCAUAUCAACUGCGGUUGUCAUUCUAGCAGUCAUCUGGGUUCUAGCUAUCGCCAUCAUGUGCCCGUCUGCAGUCAUGUUGCAGGUACAAGAGGAAAAGUAUUUCAGGGUGAUCCUUGGCUAUAGCAAUCAAACCAGCCCUAUAUACUGGUGCCGGGAGGAUUGGCCCAAUCAGGAAAUGAGAAAGAUCUAUACAACGGUGCUGUUUACCAACAUCUACCUGGCCCCCCUUUCACUUAUCGUCAUUAUGUAUGCUAGGAUAGGGAUCGCGCUCUUCAACAAAGCAGCACCUGUAGGGGGAAAACAGAGCCAGGAGCAGCGCCACUCCGUGUCCAAGAAGAAGCAGAAGGUGAUCAAAAUGCUCAUCAUUGUGGCUUCACUUUUCAUCCUGUCCUGGCUCCCCUUGUGGACUUUGAUGAUGCUCUCAGACUAUGCCAAUCUGACGGAGGUCCAGCUGCAGAUCAUCAACAUUUACAUCUACCCCUUCGCUCACUGGCUGGCCUUUUUCAACAGCAGCAUCAACCCGAUCAUCUAUGGCUUCUUCAACGAGAACUUUCGCCGAGGCUUCCAGGCAGCCUUUAAGCUUCAGCUCUGCUCCGGGGAAAUGAUGCGCAGGGAGUUCUACUCCCAGAGGGGCCAAAGCAAUGCCAUAUUACCGGCAACCACCCACCAGCUGCUGGAGGACCAACCUUCUCAAAAUGCCAAGGAUGAGGAGAAACCAAUUCAGAGAGGGAACUGGAUGAACAACCAGCAGGACUUGAUGAUGGAAGACCUAGAAAAGGCAACCAACAACAAUGGAGUAAAAUGAAAUUUGCUAUGAACUGGUUUAUUCCUUGGCAGAGUCUGAUGUGGUGUGAGGUUCACAAGAUUUAAGCCCUCGCUGGCAAAAACAAAACAAAACACAUCUUAAGAUGUUACUAUUGUAAAGUAUGUAUAAUUUGUAGAAUAGCUGGUUGCUUGGACUAGAUAUGAGGCCUAAUUCUGCCCCCCUUUAUACCAAUGUAAAUCAGGAACAACUUCAUUGAAGUUAGUGGCAUUACACAGGCAUAAACAUGGUAUAAGUGAGAGCAGAAUGAAGACCACUGAUUUAAAUGGAGAUGCUCCUGAUUUACAUUUGGUGUACUGGGGAGCAGAAUCAGGCCUGUAUUGGUUUAGUUUUACACUGUUCUCAGAAUAGGUGAAACAGGGUUGCAUAAAGUUUUGUUAGAGAAAUGUUACAGCAUGUAAUGCUAUUGCUAUUAAUCCAUACAACAGUUUUGUCAGAGUAGAAUCUGAAGAGGUUAUUGAUUUAUUUAAUAUCCACUUAGAUGUUGGGGUUUGGACUGGGUGCGAAUCAUGGAAUGAUUCUGCUGGAACAUUUUCAUUAUUUUUUCAUUAGCCAAUUUUGGACACAAUCAAAAUUUUAUUUUGCAGAUUAGGAUGGUGGUUUAUGAGACUAAUGAAAAAUCCUCCACUUUUAAUUGAACAGUGUCCAUUUUACAAAGUCAGGAUAAUCCAACAAACCCUCGUUUUUACAAGUUAGCUGUUAAAUUCACUUCAUUUAUUAAUAGCCCCUCCCAGUAUCACUGUUUUAUAUUUAUUGCUCAAGCAUAAUAGCGGGUUCCUGAAAUCAUUCAUUCUGCUAUGUUACCAUUACCAUUAAUUCAAAUGUUAGAGAUUUGCUUAAUAGACCAGCAUUAAUGUUUUAAUCCUCUGAAUAUAGAAUAUUGUGCCACCCAGCUUCCAGGCAAAUGUAUAAUUUGUAUUCACAGUGCUUCUGGCCUGGAGAUAUUGUAUGCUGACUGGUUUUUUUAAUAUAUCUGCCUGUUUGAACUGGUGUGAGGUGUGCAGCUUCUAUGGCUUCUUAUUUGUUCCCCUUUCUGGCUGAUUCUUUAGUUAAUUUUGUGAUUGAACUGUCAUUCAGUUUAUCUGUCUCUCAGUUUGAGAAAUAAAAAGGAUUAAGGAUGUGAGAAAUAAAAGAAAAGCUGCUUUUAUGCUGCA